AUGGCGCUCGCCGUCCACCCACCACCACCUGGAGACGGCCCCAGACGCUCGACUCGCAUACGCGUCCGCCGUCAGACAACCCUCUCCCGAUCCUCCUACCUCCUUACGCACACCCAGACUGCCGUCACUCGCCGCCCCUCCAUCUCCCGCAGCCCCCAAGGCGCCGAUCCGUCUGUCAUCGUCGCCUCCUUCACCCGUCAGUCCAAAUCCGGCGUACAUGCCGCUUCCAAUCACCCGUCCCGUAAACGUCACUCAUACCACCACACCCGUAUUCGCGUGAGCAGUAGCGACACCAGCACAGCCUCCUCCUCGUCUUCUGGAAACAACAAAGUAUCGGCAAGGAAGCAGAUCUCUCUCCUCGUCCCCCAUCCGGACUCCGCCACUCCUGUUCUAGCAGGAACAAAGCGAAAGCGUUCUCAGAACCCCGCUGAUCCUGUAGAUCGCCUCGCGUACCAGCUUGUAUCUGUUGAUAAACAUGGAGACUCCGUAUUCCAGACACCCAGGCAGCUGCGCUACGCGAAGCGGCAGCGGCUUCUGACCUCCUUGUCCGACAAUGAAUCUCCUGCCGCCCGAGAACCUCCUGCCGGAAGGCAACGUGGGACGCAUCGUGCUACCACCGAGGGACGCCUGCUCUCCGCCAUUGCCCCCGCCACCCCUCGCCCAUCAGAAUCCCCUGCUUCGGAUGAGCGACUACGACCCGACCGUCCUCCCACCCCUCGUCCGAAGACACCUGCCCACCCUGUGCCCGAUGUCGUCCCAAAUACGGAAGUUGCGCCUCUCCCUGCACCUUCCUUCACGGAGCGCCCUGCUCACUCUGUGGCACCAAACACCGAGCCCGAAGAGGCCGCCGAGCCCACCAUCUGCCCAUUCCACCGCCUCAAGCUCCCCCACCGCGAGCGCAGGCCUGACACGGCCGAUACCGGUUUGUGGAAACUAGCGUGCCAGGAGCGUGUCGAGUACCUCAAGGACACGUACCGCGAGAUCUACGAGGCCGUCAUCCACGCAGAGGCGCUUACUGCGCAGCGGCUGUAUCCGCAAGCGCACAGCACUGCCUCCGACUCUGACGUCCCUCCAUCCCCGGUCGCUUCGUUCACCCUCUACACGCCCUCGUCGUGCGCCGCAGCGGCGCGUGUCGAUGCAGAUGGGGACACGGACAUGGACGCGGGAUACUCGAGCGACUGGGACUCGGACGAGGACGAGGAGGAGAAGUCCGAAGCCGAAGACGACGACGACCUCCUCUUCGACGCGCACGCGCAGACGCACGACGACGGCCUCCACCCCCUCGACGACGACGGCGGCGCGCACACCGGCUGGAGCCCCGGCGCACAGGCGUUCGGGGGGCCCCGCGCCUGCCGCGCCUCGCGACGGUGCCCGUUUGCGCUCCUUCCCCUUUCGCGCGCGAUGGGUUUUGCGUACCAGCCAUGGCUGCGCCAGGCGACGCCCGUGCAGGUCGCGAGUCCGCCGCAGGAGUUCUAUGCGCCGCACCCGCAGACGCAGACGCAGAUGCUCUACCCGGACAUGGGCCUGGGCUUCGACCCGAUGCAGAUGCAGAUAGAUGUGCAGGCCCCAGUGCCGGUACCGAUGCCCAUGCAGAUGCAGUACGCGCACGCGGAGUGCAUGCCGUGGCUCGACCCCGCGCUCCGCGCCGAGUCGUCCUCCCCGUCGCCGUCGCCCGCCCCGCCGACCCCCACGCCCGCGUACGCGCUCCCGCUGCAGCAGGACUUCGCCAUGGCGCUCCCGGACUACCCGUCCACGCCCGAGCUCGCCGCGUCCUCGUCCCCGUCUCCCGGCGCGUCGUUCUCGCUCUCGCCCCCUCUCUCACUUUCGCUCCCGCUCUCGCUCCCGUCGACGCCGGCGAGCCCGACGGGGUGCGCGUGGCACGCGAGCUUCCUCCAGUGCCUGCAGUCGCCGACGGGGUGCGCGCCGUGCUUCCCUCCCCCGUCCUCCAUCGCGUACGCCGGGCCCGCCAGCCCGACCCCGCAGCACUGUGCGCCGUUCGCGGCGCAGGCCCAGACGCUGGAGCUGGCGGAGUUCGCGCCGCCGCGGCUCGUCGAGGGGAGCGUCACGCUCGGGCACGCGCUCGGCUGA
Molecule: messenger RNA, 2088 nt
Organism: Dichomitus squalens LYAD-421 SS1
Lineage: Eukaryota; Fungi; Basidiomycota; Agaricomycetes; Polyporales; Polyporaceae
Exons: 4
Coding region: 1-2088 (695 amino acids)
Source: RefSeq, a predicted model, not a curated record